Paramecium sonneborni is the source of this 1015-nucleotide messenger RNA. Lineage: Eukaryota; Ciliophora; Oligohymenophorea; Peniculida; Parameciidae. The record is from the annotation of a GenBank genome assembly.
AUGAGUAAUCAAUUAGGAGUAGGAUUUGGAGCCUAUAAAUUUUAGACAAUAAUUAGCAAUGAGAUGAGGAUGACAAAGGAUUCAGUUCAUCGUACGAGAAUUUAAACAGAAUCACGAAAAUCUAUAUAAGAAAAGUGUAAAUACUAAUUCCAAAAUGCAAAGAAAAAAAUUAUUCAAAAACUUUAAGACCCUAAUGAAAGAGAACGGUUUCAUACUUUAAUUCAAUUUGAAAAAGGUUCUGAUGACAGUGUAUCAGAUCCAGACAAUUAAACACUUUAAUUACUUGAAUAUAAGAAGAAGAAAGAAAAAGAAUAUAUACUUUAAGUUUCAGAUUCAAGUAGCUCAAAUAGUUUUGAGUCUUCUAAUAGUGUAAAUCAAUCUCAUCAUAAGGAAAUAAAUGAACCAAAUGCAUAUGAUGAAGAAAAUCAUUUGGCAGGAUAGAAUCUUAAAACUUUAACAACUCCUACUAUUUUAAAAUCACCUUAAAUAUCAUAAGUAUUUUUACUUAUUUUUCAUUCAUUUUUAGUCUAGAGCAUAAAUUGCUAAAUAGAAAGUCAUGGCUAUGAAAAUUACUAAAUACCCAAUUGUUCGAAAAGACAUUGAUUUUUUAAGAAGCUUAUGUCAAAAUUAAAACUUCGUUAAUAAUGAUAAAGCUAUUUUAGAAGAAUAUAAAUUAGAUAAAGAAAUUUGUGUUGAUAUGGAUUGUCAAGACAUUAUUACUUUUAUGAGACUUUAACAUGAAGUUGAGGAAAUGAGAAGAAAAUAAAUUGAUUUUAAUACUUAAAAAGAAAGACAUUAUGAAAUCACUUAAAAUCUUCCUAAAAAAUCUAUUAAUAAUAAAUCUAAUAACAAAGUUGAAGAUAAAGAUAAUAAAUUUUGGACUGUUAUGAUGGCUAAAAGAUUUAUUAAAAAUAUGAAAUUAAAAAUUGAACAAACACCACCUAAACCAUCCAUUCAAGCUAUUAAUCUUCUUAGAAAAAGCACGAGGGGAUCAACUUUAAAAAAUUAAUUUUGA